Didymodactylos carnosus is the source of this 891-nucleotide messenger RNA. The record is from the annotation of a GenBank genome assembly. Lineage: Eukaryota; Metazoa; Rotifera; Eurotatoria; Philodinida; Philodinidae.
AUGAUAAUGGAUCUACGAAAGCAGUUUUCAAAAACUUGUAGAACUAGAACUAUCGUACCAAGCGCAGGAACACCAGAAACAAAUAACGCUUCGACUGACACUCACACUUCACCAAGUGGUGUAACCCCUGCAAGUAGUCAUCCUUCAAGCGACAGUCACACUUCAUCAAGCAGUACAGCACUAUCAGAAGCAACCCACAGUUCGAUCCACACUUCACCAAGCGCCGCAACGUCAGGAAAGAGUCAUCAUCCCACUCGCCCUCGUACUUCACCAAGUAAUGCAACAGCUACCGAAAGUUACCCGUGGACUGUGAGCGACAGUUCACCAAGUCAUGCAACAUCCGGAGCAAGUCACGCUUCGACUGACGCUCACACUUCACGAAGAGGUUCAACCCCUGCAAGUAGUCAUUCUUCGAGCGACAGUCACGUUUCAUCAAGUGCACUAACACUGGCAAUAAAUGAAGUUUCGACUGACACUCCAACUUCAGGCAGUAGCGCAACAUUACAAGCCACUUACCGUUCGACUCACACUUCCGCAGAUGCUGCAACAUCAGGUGCAAGUAACGCUUCAAGCGACAGCGACCGUUCACCAGGUAUUGCAACAUCUUCCGCGAAUCACCACUCGACUGACACCAAUAGUCCACCAAGUGCCCCAACACUAGACAAAAGUGAUCGAUCCACUCGCCAACAUAGUUCACCAAGUACUGGAACACUUUCCGUGAACGCUUCACCAAGUAGCGCAACAUCCCCCGGAUCCCACCUUUCGAGUCACAGUUCGGCUGUCAUUGAUACUCGACCAACUAGCCCAGAGCCGGUAAGCAAUCCACAUGUGUUAAGGCUGCAAAUACCGUGGAGAAACAUUGUCUGCAGUUGAAACAUAGUCUUUGCGCCC